UCCUUUCUCUUUUGAAAAGCCCGUUGUGCAGCAGAUUGACAGGGCAGAAUGAAAAUGAGGCGCACGCUCGCUCACGGCCUCAGUGUAUACGCGUCCUUUUGAGAAGCCUUCUAAACUUGGAUCAUAUCACCAUGGGAGCUGUUUGGACUGUGAGGGGCUUUUGUGUGUUUUUGCUGCUGUUAAAUAGUGGCCAAAGCGCAGCGCUUCCAGAGAACCGAGAUCCGUGCGCAGAGGGGAGCGAUGGCUGUCACAUUGAUGCUAUUUGUCAGACGACCCAGGGCUCGUACAAGUGUACGUGCAAAGCGGGCUUUAAAGGAGACGGAAGGCACUGUGAAGACAUUGACGAAUGUGACUUCGAGUACAACGGUGGCUGUGUGCAUGAAUGCAACAACAUACCAGGCAAUUAUCGCUGCACUUGUUAUGAUGGGUUCAACUUGGCACACGAUGGACAUAACUGUCUAGAUGUGGAUGAGUGCAAGUUCAGCAAUGGUGGGUGUCAGCACACUUGCGUCAACACCAUGGGGAGCUAUGAGUGCCACUGCAACAAGGGCUUCUUCCUCAGCGACAACCAGCACACAUGCAUCCACCGCUCUGUGGAGGGCCUGAACUGUAUGAAUAAGGAGCACGGCUGUGCUCACAUCUGCAAAGAAACACCUAAAGGGGGCGUCGCCUGCGAGUGCCGUCCAGGGUUCGAGUUGGCCAGGAACCAGAGAGUCUGCACCUUAACCUGUAACCAUGGGAACGGGGGCUGCCAGCACACCUGUGAGGACACAGAAAAUGGUCCCAUAUGCAAGUGCCAUGUCAGGUACAGUCUGCAACCUGACAGAAGGUCUUGUAUCGAACGAGAUGAAGCCACCACAGAGACUUCAGACCAUAACACCACAUCUUUCACUGAGGUGGACAAACGGGUCAAACGGAGACUCUUAAUGGAGACCUGUGCUGUGAACAAUGGCGGAUGCGACUCCACCUGUAAAGACACAUCAACUGGCGUGCGCUGCAGCUGCCCCGUCGGCUUCACACUGCAGCCAGAUGGAAAAACAUGCAAAGAUAUCGAUGAGUGCGAGCUUCACAACGGUGGCUGCGAUCACUUCUGCAGGAACACCAUUGGCAGCUUUGAGUGCAACUGCAAAAAAGGCUUCAAGCUGCUGACUGAUGAGCGUUCCUGUCUCGAUAUAGACGAGUGUUUCUUUGAGAGGACAUGUGAUCACACGUGUGUGAACUCCCCCGGUGGUUUUCAGUGUCUGUGCAACAAAGGCUACACCAUGUAUGGGCUGGCCCACUGUGGAGAUAUAAAUGAAUGCAGUGUGAACAAUGGCGGCUGUCAGCAGGGCUGUGAGAACACCAUGGGUGCAUUUGAAUGUUUUUGCCAUCCUGGCUAUAAACUACACUGGAACAAAAAAGAUUGCAUUGAGGCUGAGGGUUUACCACCUGCAAACCCCCCCUCUAAACCUACUUUGAACUGCAGUAAGCAGGAGGGAGGAGACCGCUGCUUCCUAACAUGCCAGUCUCAAGUUCACAUCAGUAGCGGGACAGAAGAUUCCUACACUGUGACCUGUGGAAUGCCUCUGCCCUGCUUGGCUGAAACACAAAAGAACAACAGCGGCUUGUAUUGCUUAGGUCCAGAAACACCUGGUGUGCUGCGCAUUAAGACCACCGCCACGUUCAAAUCUGGCACCACAAAGUGCAACUUAAAGCAAAGUCAAGAGAGACUAAAGCAGAGCUUAAACUCAGCCCACUCAGGUACAAAGUUCCUCUUCAGAAAUGUCCAGUUCAGCUACGUGAGCCUGCGCUGCACCUCGUCUGGACAGCGACAGCGCAGCCGCCAUGGAAGGAGAGCUGGCGAGGAGGACAGCUCCUCCAUCACAGCAGAGUUUGAACUGGAUGUGAACCUAGAGGAGGUACAGGUUGGGACCUGUGACCUGAGCUGCGUGCGUCGACGUUCAGAAAAAAGACUCCGGAAAACCAUCAGAACCCUGAGGAAAUCCAUCAACAGGGAACAGUUCCACCUUCACUUCGCUGCUGACUACGAGAUCGCCAAGAGUCUGCAUCAGCCAGGAGAACUACCAGGACACUGUGUGGCAGGACAGGUGCUGGUGGGCAAGACGUGUGUGAGCUGCACAGUUGGGACGUACUACGAUAGGAAUCAGGGAAGGUGCGUUCUGUGCCCAGCUGGAACAUAUCAAGACGAGCAGGGGCAGAUGUCUUGUGAGGUCUGUCCAGUGCCUGAAGGGAGAGAAGUCUCUAAGGUGGUCGGGGCUCGAAACAUUUCAGAGUGUGGAGGUCAGUGUUUCCCAGGUCAGUACUCACAUGAUGGCUUUGUACCCUGUCUGUCGUGUCCGCUGGGAACGUAUCAGCCAGAUGUGGGACGCACGACCUGCUUUUCUUGUGGAGGGAAUCUGGUCACCAAGCACACUGGGGCUGUUACCUUCCAGGAGUGUGAAACUAAAGUCCAGUGCUCUCCGGGGCACUACUAUGACACCAGUACACAUCGAUGCAUACGAUGUCCCAUGGGCACCUAUCAGAGGGAGUUUGGCCAAAACUACUGCACUGCCUGUCCUGGAAACACCACCACUGACUUUGAUGGUUCCACUAACAUCAUGCAGUGUAAAAAUCGACAGUGUGGAGGAGAGCUGGGAGAGUUCACAGGCUACAUCGAGUCCCCAAACUACCCGGGGAACUACCCAGCUAACAUUGAGUGCACCUGGACAAUUAAUCCACCGCCCAAACGCAAGAUUCUGAUCGUCGUCCCAGAGAUUUACCUGCCAAUUGAAGAUGAGUGUGGAGACUACUUAGUGAUGAGGAAGAGCGCUCUCCCCAACUCUGUGACAACUUAUGAGACAUGUCAGACAUAUGAACGUCCCAUCGCGUUCACCUCCCGCUCCAAGAGGCUUUGGAUACAGUUCAAAUCCAACGAGGGCAACAGUGGCAAAGGCUUCCAGGUCCCAUAUGUGACGUAUGAUGAGGACUACCAAGAACUGAUCGAGGAUAUCGUGCGGGAUGGAAGAUUAUACGCUUCAGAGAAUCACCAGGAAAUUCUCAAGGAUAAAAAGCUCAUGAAGGCGCUGUUUGAUGUUCUGGCCCACCCACAGAACUUCUUCAACUAUACAGCACAAGAGUCGAGAGAAAUGUUCCCCAAAUCCUUCAUCCGGUUCUUGCGUUCCAAAGUGCUGAGGUUCCUUCGACCUUAGGAUCAGCUAGUUGUGUCCCAAUUUGCAGACGUCUCAUGACAAACAUUUUUUACUGACUGACCAGUUUUGUUUUCUCAUGGCCUGAACACACAUGAUUAAACUGAUCCAAA
Messenger RNA from Thalassophryne amazonica, 3298 nucleotides. RefSeq names its product signal peptide, CUB domain, EGF-like 2 (gene scube2). Lineage: Eukaryota; Metazoa; Chordata; Actinopteri; Batrachoidiformes; Batrachoididae. Gene Ontology annotation, cellular component: cell surface. Gene Ontology annotation, biological process: signal transduction. The record is from RefSeq and is a predicted model, not a curated record. Gene Ontology annotation, molecular function: calcium ion binding.